UAAAGUAAAAAUGGUUGCCAGUGGUCCGGGAGGGAGAACUCCCAUUUGAGGACAAAUCGGGGAAGGCUUCGUGGAGGAUGUGGUAUCUAAGCUGGUCCUUGAAGAGCUCCAGUGUGAGGAAGAGACGGAAGAAGGAUCCUACAAAGGCUCCUGGAGAAAGUGGGAGGAAGGCCCAGGAAUUUAGACUUGAUUCCUCAGGUCAGGGUUUGCAAUUGGGCAAGCAGGGUCUUUGGGGCCACAAAGCCUAAAGCCAAACCCAGUACUGGGAGCUUGUUGAAAUAAAGGGAGGAAGAGAGGCCCACUGUCCUGUUUCCUUUGGCCCCCACACACAGUGGUGUUUUGAGGGUUUUGUUUCAAUUUGAUUUAAUUGCCAACAUUGAAAAAUCUGGAGGCGUCACAUACAAAUCCAGAUUCCGGUUCUCUGGAAACUCUGGCUGCCUCCACUCCUGGCUGCCUCUGUCCUUCCAAAGGGCGUGGACCCUACAGUUUGGCGGGUUCCCAAGCAUUCUAUUAUUCCCUGGCUUAUAAACCUUUGGUUUUGACCCCUGCUGAUGCAAAUCUGAGCAGGGUGUGGCCCUACCGGGAUGGGCAGCAUCUUUUUUUUUUAAAUCAUUUAUUUAAUUACUUAUUUAUUUUGGCUGCUUUGGGUCUUCAUUGCUGCACACAGGCUUUCUCUAGUUGCAGCGAGCAGGGGCUACUCUUUGCUGCGGUGUACCGGCUUCUUAUUGCGGUGACUUCUCUUGUUGCAGAACACAAGCUCUAGGCGCGCGGGCUUCAAUAGUUGUGGCACGUGGGCUCGGUAGUUGUGGCUCAAAGGCUCUAAAGCUCAGGCUCAGUAGUUGUGACACAGGGGCUUAGUUGCUCCGUGGCAUGUGGGAUCUUCCUGGACCAGGGAUUGAACCCGUGUCCUCUGCACUGGCAGGCGGAUUCUUAACCACUGUGCCACCAGGGAAGUCCUGGGCAGCAUCUUGACUGAAUUUUGGGUUUUGCAGCAGCUACCAUUGUGGUCUCCAUUUGUGAAUGGAGAACAUGAGACUUAGAGCAGUCAUAGGGUAUUGCCACAAAGGCCGUGUAACUGGAAAGUGACAGAGCUGGAAUUUGACUCCCUGGACCCUGCUCUUUCCUAGGUUCCCAAGCCCAGGGUGGUUUCAGGGAGCAGGGGAGGGAGGAGGACAGAAGAAGAAGCAGAGGGUUCAGUGUAGUGGCCAAGGGCAAAGGGGCUGGAGCCUGACCUCCAGGGUUUGAAGCCUGCUUCCACCACUCCCCAUCCAUGGAAUUCUGGCAAGUUCCUGAAGCGUCUUUGCACUUUUUUCUUGAGUGUUAAUAUGAGAGUGGGGUCUGGCAUGUAGUAGGUACUUUGUAAGUAUUUUGUCUUAAGAAAGAUGGACUCUGUGACUGGAGAGCACAUGUGGAUUCAGGGGUUACACGGAAUUGUGACAGUGGCUGGGCAAGGGGGAUACCAACUGUCACAGGAGAUCAUGCUUUCAGCUGGGCCCCACCAGGGCAUCUGGAGAUCAGCCCCAGGCUGGCCAAGGCAGGACUGGGCCUCGCAUGCUUGGUCUGAGACCCUGGAGCCAGAGUGACCUCCGCUGUCCUCCCUUGUCUUCGGGAAAGCAGAGGCCUGACGGAGGACGAGGACGUGUGCGCCAUGCUGAGGGGCUCCCGGCUCUGCAAGAUCCGUUCGCGGACAUGGCAAAAGGAGCGGCUGUAUCGGCUGCAGGAGGACGGCCUGAGCGUGUGGUUCCAGCGGCGCAUCCCGCGCGCGCCUUCGCAGCACAUCUUCUUCGUGCAGCACAUCGAGGCCGUGCGCGAGGGCCACCAAUCCGAGGGCCUGCGGCGCUUCGGGGGCGCCUUCGAGCCGGCGCGCUGCCUCACCAUCGCCUUCAAGGGGCGCCGCAAGAACUUGGACCUGGUGGCGCCCACGGCCGAGGAGGCGCAGCGCUGGGUGCGCGGUCUGGCCAAGCUGCGCGCGCGCCUCGACGCCAUGAGCCAGCGCGAGCGCCUGGACCACUGGAUCCACUCCUAUCUGCACCGAGCAGACUCCAACCAGGACAGUAAGAUGAGCUUCAAGGAGAUGAAGAACCUGCUCCGCAUGGUCAACGUGGACAUGAACGACAUGUACGCCUACUGCCUCUUCAAGGAGUGUGACCACUCUAACAACGAGCGGCUGGAGGGGCCUGAGAUCGAGGAGUUUCUGCGGCGGCUGCUGAAACGCCCCGAACUGGAGGAGCUCUUCCAUCGGUACUCUGGUGAGGACCGUGUGCUGAGCGCACCUGAGCUGCUGGAGUUCCUGGAGGACCAGGGCGAGGACAGCGCCACGCUGGCCCACGCCCAGCAGCUCAUCCACACCUAUGAGCUCAAUGAGACAGCCAAGCAGCACGAGCUGAUGACACUGGAUGGCUUCAUGAUGUACCUGUUGUCACCUGAGGGGGCGGCCCUGGCCCUGGCCCACGCAUGCGUGUUCCAGGACAUGAACCAGCCCCUCGCCCACUACUUCAUCUCCUCCUCCCACAAUACCUACCUGACCGACUCUCAGAUCGGUGGGCCCAGCAGUACUGAGGCCUACGUUAGGGCCUUUGCCCAGGGAUGCCGCUGUGUGGAGCUGGACUGCUGGGAGGGGCCAGGAGGGGAGCCGGUCAUCUACCACGGCCACACCCUCACCUCCAAGAUCCUCUUCCGAGACGUGAUCCAGGCAGUGCGUGACCACGCCUUCACGCUGUCCCCGUACCCUGUCAUCCUGUCCCUUGAGAACCACUGUGGGCUGGAGCAGCAGGCUGCCAUGGCCCGCCACCUCCACUCCAUCCUGGGGGACAUGCUGGUGACCCAAGUGCUGGACUCCCAGAACCCUGAGGAGCUGCCGUCCCCGGAGCAGCUGAAAGGCCGGGUCCUGGUGAAGGGGAAGAAGCUUCCAGCAGCUCGGAGUGAGGACGGUCGCGUUCUAUCAGACCGGGAGGAGGACGAUGAAGAGGAGGAUGAAGAAGAGGAGGUGGGGGCCACAGGGCAGAGGCGGCGGGCCAAGCAGAUCUCUCCAGAGCUGUCGGCCCUGGCCGUGUACUGCUGUGCCACCCGCCUGCGGACCCUGCGCCCCGCCCCAGUCCCGCCCCAGCCCUUCCAGGUCGGUUCCCUCAGCGAGCGCAAGGCCAAGAAGCUCACCCGAGAGGCAGGGAACAGCUUCAUCAGGCACAAUGCCCGCCAGCUAACCCGUGUCUACCCGCUGGGGCUGCGGAUGAACUCCGCCAACUACAACCCCCAGGAGAUGUGGAACUCGGGCUGUCAGCUGGUGGCCCUGAACUUCCAGACGCCAGGUUACGAGAUGGACCUCAAUGCCGGGCGCUUCCUCGUCAACGGGCAGUGCGGCUACGUCCUGAAACCCGCCUGUCUGCGGCACCCCAACACAACCUUUGACCCCGAAUGUCCUGGACCGCCCAGAACGAUUCUCACCGUCCAGGUGCUGACGGCGCAGCAGCUGCCCAAGCUGAACGCCGAGAAGCCAAAAUCCAUUGUGGACCCACUGGUGCGCAUCGAGAUCCACGGGGUGCCUGCAGACUGUGCUCGCAAGGAGACCAACUACGUGCUUAACAACGGCUUCAACCCCCGCUGGGGGCAGACCCUGCAGUUCCAGCUGCGGGCUCCAGAGCUGGUGCUGGUCCGGUUCGUGGUAGAAGAUUAUGACGCCACCUCCCCCAAUGACUUCGUGGGCCAGUUUACCCUGCCUCUCAGCAGCCUGAAGCAAGGGUACCGCCACAUCCACCUGCUUUCCAAGGACGGGGCCUCCCUGUCACCAGCCACACUCUUUGUCCACAUCUGCAUCCAGCGCUCCUGACGGCACAGCCGGGCCACCCUGGGUUCUGCAGGUGCCGGUCUGCCUGCCUCGGCGGAGGCCCUCUCCUCCUCUGGAGUGGAGGGGUAGUGCGGUGCCAGCCCCUCCAGCCUCCCACUUGGCCUGCCUGCCAGACUCUGGUCUCAACUGGGCGCUGAGGGCUGCCUCAGCCCCUCCUGAAGAACAGGUAGCUGGUCUUUUCCCUGGGCUGUGAGAUGGUCCCAGCUGCUUGGGUCCUCAGCCCACCCGGUCGUCGUGGCUUCUGAAGAGCCAGGCCUGUUGCCUCCAGGAGACUUGGGGAGCGGGACACGAGAGUCUUUGGCCACUCUCUGCCCCUCAGCGCGGCCAUCCCAGCCUCCUUCCCACAAGGAGUCCAGCCACCCCCUUGCCCCCUCUGCACGCGUUAGCUACCCGCCAAGGCCCUCUCUCCCCCUCCAGGCUUUCCUGGGCUCCUCCCUCCAGCUCUUGAACCUGAGCUCCCCUCCCUCGUUAAAGCAGGCCGGGAGAGGGAGGCUCAGACCUGGGGAAACCUAGGAGUAGGUUUUUAACUUGUGUCUUAGAAGAGCCCUGGAGAGGACAGUAGAACAAAAUAAAGAAGCAAGUUUAUUUUACCAC
Messenger RNA from Hippopotamus amphibius kiboko, 4435 nucleotides. RefSeq names its product phospholipase C delta 3 (gene PLCD3). NCBI's taxonomy places the organism in Eukaryota, Metazoa, Chordata, Mammalia, Artiodactyla, Hippopotamidae. Gene Ontology annotation, molecular function: phosphatidylinositol-4,5-bisphosphate phospholipase C activity. The coding region runs from base 1649 to 3823 and encodes 724 amino acids. Gene Ontology annotation, biological process: lipid metabolic process; intracellular signal transduction. The record is from RefSeq and is a predicted model, not a curated record. The transcript is spliced from 15 exons.